Chrysemys picta bellii (western painted turtle) is the source of this 3906-nucleotide messenger RNA. RefSeq names its product small integral membrane protein 32 (gene SMIM32). The record is from RefSeq and is a predicted model, not a curated record. Lineage: Eukaryota; Metazoa; Chordata; Testudines; Emydidae.
CCUCCCCAUGUCUAGCUUUCCACCCAGAGCCUUGAAACUCAUGAGGAUCUAUCAUGAGAUCUCUUCCCUUUUAGCAUCAAGUCACUGCAAGAAGCAUUCAGCACCACUGUGUAAUUCUUCCCUUCACAUAGUAGCAAGUGACGCUGUGGUGGAGUGUCUGUUUAAAGGGAAAAGUCACGUUUCACAUAUUUAUGCCCAGAUCCCAGUUCCAGCUAACAGCUUAGCUGGAGCAGGGGUGAGGAAGAGGCUUCGACAGAGCUAAGAACUUAUUUUUGUUUUAAACAAAGGAGGCUUUUUUUUUCUUUAAAGCAACUGAAAAAGCGAAUCCAGAAAGCGAAAGCUUCUCAGUGCUAGCUGCACAGUGCACAAUUAACAGAUCAAGAAAGUCAACUAAUGCUACAAAGAACCAGCAUUCCAGCAGUGAGGAGUUCCCAGAGGGAGGGAAUUGCAACUGCGAAUUCAACUAGAUGUCAAAGAGGAAGCUGCUUCUUUUGGUGGACGUGGACCUUAUUUAACACUGGAUUUGUGUGCAUCGCUCUUCAGAUAAUCACCUGGAAAUCUGUUGUGCCUUCCCUUCAAAACAAGCAAGUGCUGCUAUACAAAGCAUUUCUUCUUCUCUGUUUGGCUUACAGUACAGGGUUUUGUUAAAGAGGAGAGUCUUGUUUCUAUGCACGGGAGGCUGCCACAUUCCAAUCCCAGGAAAAUUAAGAAGAUCCUGUCAACUCAUCCCAGAUAACCAGUUCAGUUCACACAGAAGACCCAGUCCAUUUGGCAUAAGCCCUGGUUUUGUCUGAGAGAGCAAGUGCCCGAACAAGAGGUAUAUAUAUAGAUAUAUAUUUACACAUUUUUUUCUGAUUACUAUUUGAGGAUUAAUGAUGUAAAUGUGAUCCAGGGAGACUGAAAGAAGCAAACUCACUGAGCCCUGUAAGUGAACUGAAUUGCUGCAUUUACGUUUAUACAGUAUGUGGCUGGAUUUCAGCCCGUUACAAAUGGGAACAGUCCUUUCCCACACCAACGACUGACACUUUUGCUCCCUUCUGAUACACCUACAGGGGAAGAAAAUUUAAGCAAGAACAUGUAUAGUGAAUUGUUAAAUUCAACCAGUGCCACUGAAGCUCACCUAAUCAUUCAGACCAACACCCCCUACCUGAACAGCACGCAGAGACCAGUAAGCUCCUCCGCGUUUUAUAUGUCAACAGCCAGGGUGUUAAAAGAAGGGGAAAUAAAUAAGCCAGAUCUGGUGACUUACGUUGUUCUGUUUUUCUUCCUGCUUUUGACUGUGAUAAUAAUUGUGCUCUUUAUUAACUGUCAGUUGAAAAAUUCUUUUUUUGCUACUCUACCUUAUGACAGAUCACUCAGAGAAACAAGGAGUACAUGGAGGACGCAAGCUGUCUAAAACCACAAAGGGGAAGCCUUGUUUAAUACAGUUUUGCUUUGAUAUAUAGCACUAGCAUGAGCCAGAAAACCUGUGCAAUAAAAUGUUAUUUCCUUACGCUGUUAGGUGGAUCCAAUCCCCUUUUAAAUAAUAUUUGGAGUCUCAGUAUUAAGAGAAAAAAUUCCUUGCAGGGAAAAAAAAUGCUGUAUGUAUAUUAGAGUAGAUGUAAAUAAAAAGUCCUUUUAUGAAUUCAAAAGAUAAAGCAUUAUUAUGUUUAAUUUAUGUACAGAGAUACAUACAAAAGAAAUGCAUUGCAGAUAGUAGAAACCUCUGUUUAACUCUAUAUGUAUGCAAAUUUCAUCACUGACCCAUUCAAUCAAGGUACAAUGGCAUUUGCCUUGACAAUAAUCUCUAAUUUGUACAUCUGGUGGAACUGUAGCCUGUAUUUGGAAAAUCAUGGCAUCAAAUGUAGAAAUGUUAAUAUAUUUACUUGAGGGCCACAAUGAGGAAAUCAAUUUACUUUACAGACCCAUUUUGCUUUAUUGUUACUGGAAACAUGUGGCAACGUAAUGGAAGAUAUUUCUGGUAAAGACCGUAAGCCAAACAUGCAUCUCUUUUAGCAUCUCUUCCGUGAUCCUGUUAACCAGCAUUCUUGAUGUUCUAGUGCAGGGAUACUCAGACCUCAGUGACUCAGGACCCAAAUUAGUGAUCAACAUUACCCAAAAGAUCCACCAUAGUGUGAAUUCAUUGUUUCAUUUACUAUAGUACUAUUCAUAUUACUUAGGGAUUUUCAUAUUACUUAGGGGCCACUUAGGGAUUUGGGGCAAAAUCAUUACUUGGUCCUGCUAGUGAAGGCAGGGGGCUGGACUCGAUGACCUUUCAAGGUCCCUUCCAGUUCUAGGAGAUAGGAUAUCUCCAUUAAUUUAAAAAUAUUUAAAUAGUACGGCAGGGGAAAUACUUAGUUUUUAUAUAUUAUUCUCACAGUAAAUAAGUUAUUGACUUAGUGGAAGUUCAUAACUUAAUUGGUUAAUAACAUAGUAAAACAUCUUGAUUGGUAAAUAACUUAGAUUGGUUAAUAAUUAAAUCACAGUGUUUUAAUAUCAUGUGCUGCUAAGAGCUGCAGGAGACACCUUAAAGAGCCACUUGUGGCUCGCGAGUCACAGUCUGAGUAUCACUGUUCUAGUGUCUCUUGGUCAGAUUUUCAGGCCCCAGUUCUGCUAAAUGGACCACUUAAGAAUGAGGUAACUUGGUUUAAACUUUCUUGAGCAACAACAACAACAACAAAAGCUGCAUUAACCAAUGUAUCAACCCAAAAGGAUCAUUGGGGGGGAAAAAUGCCACUGUGGCAUGGAAACUAAUUAUGAGAGGAUAACAUCAGUCCCAUUUUGGUGCAAAAAAAAUGAGUAACAAAUUGAAAAGCAGGAAUCACAAUUUUAUAAGAAUGGUUACUUUAAUGCUCACAAUCAUUUUCAUCCCAUGCUUUUGGCAUACUGCUGGAAAAAUUAGAAGCAUGGAUGGAGGAUGGUGCCAUUUACUCAGCAGUGGUCACUGGUGACAAAUUUAAAUUGCAAUUAAUUAGCAAUGAGGCGCUGUUAUAAGAGCUACAUGAAAAUGUCUGUUUAAACUUACUAAUUGACUUGAUACUUUACGUGUACAAAAAAUGUGAUUUACUACAGAGCUGCAUACUUCUAUUCUGUAAUCCCAGUUUUGCAGAGAAAGACCUGCACAGUGACUGGUAUGCAUCGUCAUUCUAAUUAAUAGUCAAAGAAUGUCAUGUACCCAGUGGUUCAUCAAGGUUGAGGCUGUAGGUAUACAGGUGUAUGUAUAUAGACACAUACACAUAAGGCCAGAUUCUACUCUCAAUGACACUGGCACAAUCCAAGUGAAACAAAUGGGAUUCAGCUGGUGUCACUAAGAGCAAAAGUUGUACCUAUGUUUCAGUUCAUUAACAUACAGAGUAUCAUGGGAAUGUUGUGUGUAUGUAACUUCUUUUAAAGCCAACUGUAAAGAGUUUACAAACAGAUCACAUACACACAUACAGUGAGCUGAUAUAGACACAACCACAUGUGUAUGUGUGUGUGUGUGUGUAACCUGUUUGCAAGCUCUCUUACCUUACAAGAAAUGUUACCAUUGACAAAUCAACUAUCCUUUUAUGCUCUCAGAGUAGUGAACACUUUAUGCUUUUAUCACAGAGAAGAACAAAACUACCAUAUAACUAGGUCUGACUUUUUUCACAAGGAGCAAUUCUUAUCUCACUUAAACCAGUUUAACACUGGUGUAACUCCAAGGACUCACUCGAGUAUAAAUGCAGUGUUUAUAUGGGAACUGCAUUUAGCUCAACAUAUCUAAAUGUAAGAGUUAGAGGAUUAAGUAAUCAAACUAGGCAAUAAAUGGCUUUUAUACAAUGAUAGUGUGUUUUAAAUGAUCAUAAAUAACAAGUUUGGUCUAAGAAUUUCCAUUGGCACAACAAUUACGACCUUUUAAAGUGUGUUUUGCAUUGUACUGUAAUUCAUUUGUAUUAAAAUAUUCCA